AUGGCUGAACCAAUCACGGAGGAGCCUCCACCUCCACCUGCUCCCGAUCCUAAUUCCACCCUCCCUCCUUCCGACUUCGAUUCCAUCUCGAUCCCUCCGUUCGACCAAUUUUACCAUUCCGGUUCCGAUCAGGUUCCGAUUAGUGAACUCAUGUCCGAUCUGGGGUUUCCUGUUGAUGGCGACGGUGAAAUCGAGCUCACUUUCGACGACCUCUACUUCCCCGGCGAGAACGAGACGUUCCUCAUCCCUGUCAAUGCCUCGAGCCAAGAGCAGUUUGGGGAUUUCACUCCGGAGUCUGAAGGUUCUGGAAUUUCCGGCGAUUGUGUUCUCAAAGAUGCCGAUAACACCAGUAUUAACCGAUUGCCGUCCACUUCUGGCUGCUGCAACCGGGAAUCUUCCAAAGACUCCGACGAUCGAUGCUCCGGUGCUGAGCGUAGCUCGGAUCUACCGACUCCGUUAUCGUCCCAGGGGUCGGGUAAUUGCGCUUCCGAUGUCUCGGAAGCUACAAACGAAUCGUCGCCGAAAUCAGGAAACGUCGUGGUCGAUCAGAAGGUUAAGGUGGAAGAAGCUGCAGCUGCUGCUGCGACAUCAAUUACCAAGAGGAAGAAAGAGAUCGAAGAAGAUUUGAGUGACGAAUCGAGGAGCAGUAAGUACAGGAGAUCGGGAGAGGACGCAGACGCAAGUGCGGUCACCGGCGAAGAAGAUGAGAAGAAGAAAGCGAGACUGAUGAGAAACCGAGAAAGCGCGCAGCUUUCAAGGCAGAGGAAGAAACAUUACGUCGAGGAGCUGGAGGAGAAGGUCAGGAAUAUGCAUUCGACCAUAACGGAUUUGAACGGGAAGAUAUCAUAUUUCAUGGCUGAGAACGCCACUUUACGGCAGCAAUUAGGCGGCAAUGGGAUGUGCCCGCCGCAUCAUCAACCACCUCCGAUGGGAAUGUAUCCGCCGAUGGCACCAAUGGCUUAUCCAUGGAUGCCUUGUCCACCUUAUAUGGUGAAGCAGCAAGGCUCUCAAGUGCCUUUGAUUCCCAUUCCCAGGUUGAAACCACAUAAUCCCCUUGGAUCAUCCAAGGCAAAGAAGUCGGAGAGUAAGAAGAGUGAAACUAGAACCAAGAAGGUCGCCAGUAUUAGCUUCCUGGGUCUUCUUUUUUGUUUAUUUUUGUUUGGUGCAUUGGCUCCAAUUGUGAACGUUAGUUACGGAGGAAUUAGUGGUGCCUUUUAUGGGAACUAUAGGUCUAAUUAUGUUACUGACCAUAUCUAUAACCAGCAUAGGGACAGAGUUUUGGAAACAUCUCGUAGUGGUAGUGCUGGUUCUAAUAGUAAUGGUAUGCAUUGUGGGAAGAAUAUAACUACAGCAGAGAGCUCUGUUCCUCCUGGAAAUGGUAGUGAGCCUCUAGUUGCAUCACUCUUUGUUCCGAGGAAUGACAAGCUUGUGAAGAUUGAUGGGAAUCUGAUUAUUAAUUCUAUAUUGGCGAGUGAGAAAGCUGUUGUGGCUUCUCGAAAGGCUUCUGAAUCGAAUGAGAGGAAAGCUGACUUGGUGGUUCCUAAAGAUUAUUCCCCGGCACUGCCUAUACCUGACGCCGGAAAGAUGGAGGAUAUUGCUAAGCAUCUCUAUAGAUCUAAGACUGAAAAACAGAAAGCCUUAUCCUCUGGCUCUGCUGAUACUCUGAAAGACCAAAUCAAAACAAAAGCAGCCAAUGGUGAAAUGCAGCAAUGGUUUCGUGAAGGUGUUGCAGGGCCAAUGUUUAGCUCCGGGAUGUGCACUGAAGUGUUCCAGUUCGAUGUCUCCUCAACCUCCGGAGCCAUCAUUCCUGCAUCUACAGCAACCAACGUCUCUGCUGAGCAGAGUAAGAAUGCCACGGACACACACAGGCGAAAGAACAGAAGAACCCUUCGUGGUCUUCCCAUUCCACUCCCAGGAAAAGAUUUCAACUACACCAAAGAGCAGCAAAGAAACAGCUCUAGCAAAGAAAUCAAGCCCGCUUCAUCAAUGGUUGUCUCUGUGCUUGUUGAUCCCAGAGAAGGUGGGGACGGAGACAUUGAUGGGAUGAUCGGUGGACCGAAAUCACUGUCCCGAGUUUUUGUCGUCGUGCUUCUGGACAGUGCAAAGUAUGUAACAUACUCUUGUGUCCUUCCUCGUUCAGGAGCUCCUCAUCUUGUGACUACUUAA
Microthlaspi erraticum is the source of this 2166-nucleotide messenger RNA. Lineage: Eukaryota; Viridiplantae; Streptophyta; Magnoliopsida; Brassicales; Brassicaceae. The record is from the annotation of a GenBank genome assembly.